Molecule: messenger RNA, 754 nt
Organism: Papilio polytes (common Mormon)
Lineage: Eukaryota; Metazoa; Arthropoda; Insecta; Lepidoptera; Papilionidae
Product: nucleoside diphosphate kinase homolog 5-like
Exons: 4
Coding region: 113-706 (197 amino acids)
Source: RefSeq, a predicted model, not a curated record
AUGACACUGUCACUCAUUUGAUAUUUCAAAACAAAACAAUUUUAUUAACGGUUACCAUCUCAAAGAAAAUUGAGAAUAAUCAAGUUUAAGUAUUAAAAAACUAUUUAGAAAUAUGACGAUGUCGGUAAGCUCGUCAGAUUCGGAUGAGGAGUUUCAGUCAUACUCUGAGAGGACCUUGGCUAUCAUUAAGCCGGAAGCCUAUGAAGAUACCGAGGCUAUAGAGAAUCAUAUUAAAAAUCAUGGAUUCACCAUAUUAGCUAGACGAGAAGUACAUCUAACUCCGGAGCAGGCGGCGGAGUUAUACCGUGGACACUAUGGCCGACAAGUAGCGGAGGCGCAGGCCUACUGGCCGGACAGUUUGCGCGCAUGCUACGGCCGGCGCACUAAGUACGGCGACUACUUCAACGCGCUGCACGGCAGCAAGGAGCACGCGGAGGCUUUGAGAGAGAUACACUUCUUCUUUCCCAAUAUGAUCGUUGGACCUUUACUUCGACAAAUGCAGAUAAAUGAUUACAUACAGAAGCAUUUGGCAGCAACUUUGGGGCCGGGGCUCGCGGCACUAACUAGGGAGAGACCCGCGGAGCCGAUACUCUGGCUGGCGAACUAUUUACACAGGAACAACCCUAAUGAACCAGAAAUGGGACCUCCCAGUCACGAAAUACGCGAUGAUUAUAGAUGCCAUACGCCCGUACCUUCAGAAAUAUAGAUUUUUCAUAACUGAACAAAAAUUGUUACUUUUUAUAUUAAUUUAUGU